CUGCAGUGUGCUCGAUUUAACAGGAAGGUGCCGACGUUUAAAGGGAUAAGGUCGUCUAGCUGCAGGCCGCAAAGCCGCAGCGUGAAUUUUGCGUGAAAUCUUAAUGUUAACGAAGAGGCCGUGACCGACAGGGCAAACUUCUCUGGGACGAUGUGCCAUGGCAGCAGGGAAACGCCUUCACACAGAGAAUCUAUCACCAGUGAAUGUUAAUACACGCGCACAGGGAUUCUGAAGUUCGCCGAGAAUACUAGCACGACCUUGUACGUCGCUGAGAAUACCCGUAUGCAGAAACAAGCGUACUGGGGCCUAUUUUUACACAUCUUAAAGAAAAUGCAGGAAUUAUGAGAUUCAUUUGCAAACUGCACCAUGCUCUUUUGCAAUCCUGACAGGAUUUGCGCGUCCUUGAGAUAAAAAGGUGCACAUCUCAACGUUAAUGCCAGAACGCAGGGUACUUUGCACACCAUCCGUGCCAGGUCUUGGCUCAGCUGAUGAGCACUCAGGAAAACACCACAAAUUCAUCAAUCAUAAAAAGAUUCUACCCCCCCCCCCCCCCCCAAAUCAACAUAAAUCUAGGCUGUAUGUUAAACAUUAUAUUGACAUUUACUCAUUCAGCAGCAAGAGAGCUGGGUGUUGACUUCCACCGGGGGAACCUGUACCCCAUGAAGAACACAGAUAUUUAGGACAUCAGCAGAUAUGGCAGAGACCGUCAUUUAACAGUCCUCCUGCUACUAUAACCUGCGAGAUUAAAGUAAUCUUGCCUCACUAUCUCAAACUAGAUAACACUAAAUGUGACCACACCCAUCAGGGACGAUUGGAUUGUUUACAGAUGGUGGCAGCAAAUGAAAAAUAAUUGUUCGCCGCACAAGUCCACAGCACGGGGAAAAUAACAUUCGCAGGAGUAAAACUGUUUAAUUCUUUUAUCGAUUCAGAGCCGCUGCCCUCUGUUUAACAAUAACCCUUUGUGUCCAAAUGUCUGCGGAGUAACAUUUUGCAUAAUGACUCCGCUUUCAGAUGCAGUCAUUUUACAAAUGGCUUUAAUAAGAAGAAAUUACAUUUAAAACAGGGGGGAUAUUGGUGGAUAGAGUAACAAGGGUGAAAAGGACCAUGUGAUUCAUACAAUUAAACCUUUGAGAAGAAGAAUUAGUAUUCGAGGAAUAGCGAGAGCCAGGAGACAUAUUAAUGAGGUUCUCAUUUCAAAUAACAUCCAAUUUUCAUAUAAAAAAUUAUACUCAGUGAAACUACGAGGUAACACCUCAUUAAACUAAUCUUUAUAAGCAAUUCAUAAAAAUUAACAAAUCGGUAUUUGUUCCCAGAUAAAUGAAAUUUCUGCCGGGGAUAAGUUAUCACCCAACAAUACAUCCAAGAGCGACUAACAAAACUCGAAUCUCGUACCCAGCCCCCCUUGGCCGUGGUACCAGCUGCGGUGCCUCUAGUCUAAAUUUUAAACAGAUGCUGACGAGGGGAGUUACCGUCGUUCCCAGUGUAUCCCAGUCAACAUUACGUCACCACACGUGCCGCAUGCCCCCGACAUCCCAAAGCCCAAAAUAAUGCACGAGAAACAACAAGAAUGCACGUUGCAGCUCCGAAUCAAUUAUUUCGGCUCUAAAUCCAUUAACAAGGCAGGCAGUAAUCUCAUACACCCCAGAAAAUGAGAAAAUGCUAUAGGGGGGGUGCAUUAAUUGACAUGGUGCCUAAGAGCCUAUCUACACAUGCUAGUUCCUUCUAAUACAAACAAUUCCCCAAAAGGCCUGCAAAACUGAGGCUGGGUUCAAUCACAUGUACGGUUAUUUUUAGACAAUUCAAAGUUGGCCGGCCCUUUUUAAAAUAAGCGGCAUAUAGUAAUCCCCGCGUGCUCUCCGUAACUGGGGGGACAUGUUUUGUCAAAAGAUUAGGAUUGUUGGCGUGGAUUGUGCCUAUUGAUGUGAGGAAAAGUUGAUGUUUAGUUACUUAACACUGCCCCGAUGCAUCAUGUCAUUAGGCUUUAACACCAAAUAUACAUAUAAUGCUGAUUCACUUAUUAUAAAUUAAUCUGAAAAUAGCGAAUUCAGAAAUCGGCUCCUUCAUUUGUGAUGUGCACGUUUCCUAAGACACAAAAGUACAAAGAAGAAUUAACAAACAUAUAUUCAUUAGUUACACUUUUACGAAUUUUAUCACGAAUUCAUGCACAAAACUGUAAGACAAAAAUUUUACUAUGAAUCUCAGAACGCGGGUUAAGCCGACAUGCGCCUGCGUGAAUCGUUCCUCGUGUAUUGCACUGCACGGUACAUCUGGGAUUUUUUUUUUCAAUUACCAAUGACAAAUGGUAUUUCAUUGCAAUUAUGUAUAUACCGGUGAAGGCAUGCAUGUCAAAUCUGGGCUGUCAUCUAAGUUCCCACACAGACAGGCUUUCUGUAACAGCUCCAGCAGAUGGACACCGGGAUGCCAGCAGCAGAUUCUACGUCAUAAAAACGUUUGCACUGGGGUUGCCAGGCAUUUGACAAGGAUGUCACAGCACAAUACCUGUCAUUAUGGGACUGUAGGUUGAGAAGCCAUCAGAACAAACACAACACCAGAUUAGUAUUAAUCUACACAGUGCCCGUGCUUGCCGAUGCGGCGCCCUAGGCGAGCAUGACAGCCGACGCCCCCUUCCAUUGGCUGCCAAGUCGGCGCCCCCACAGAAGUUAGCGCCCUAAGCGGCCGACUAUGUAUGUCGCCUCUGAAUUUACAUUAGUGGUACAUUAUCACUCGUGUAUUUAACUUCGAUAAACAGAAGCCUGGGUUUCCAGAUUAGGAUUAUAAAAUUUAUAUGAUAUUAAGUUAACUAAAACUGUUACUUUAACGAGAUCCAAAAAUUUGCAUACUUCACACCCCACUAAUUCGAGCUAAGGGAGGAAAUGUACUAAGUUAUAUCUUAGUUGUGUUAGCAGUAAAACAGGAGAGACUGCUGGAACUGCUGACGAUAUAUAUAUAUAUAUAUAGCACCAUCCCAAAGCUGUUAAAAGUGAAAAAGCGGAUUAAAGGCAGCGCUGUUUUACAGGGAGCCAGCGUCCAAGGUUCAGACUCGGCCCGGUCCCCUAGGAGGGGCACUCACGUUUGGUGGCAUUGAUGAGGUUCUUGCCGUCCUUGUACAGUUCUUUGAUAAACCUGUUGGUUUUAUCUAGCUCCGCUUCGUGGGCUCUGAUCCUCUCCCUGAAGGUUGGACUGUCCAGGUAGCAGUCGCUGAACUCCAGCGGCUGCAGCCCCAUGGCUUCGCCUCGCGCCUUGGAUCCCCAGUCCUCCGGACGGGACCCCGGGAGCACGAGUGUGAGAGCGACCCGACCCGCUAAAUAAGUAACUCAACAGGGCUGUUUCUCUUCCCGAAUCGGUGUUAACUCUGGUUAUUCGGCGGAGCGAAUCCUUCCCCAGUCCCGUGCAUCGGUUAAGAAAACGUCCUUUUAAAGUUAAGUAAGUUUUUUGUAAAAACAGACGGCUUGCCGGCCGCGCGACCCUAUCGCUCAGCUCCGCCUGUGAGCUCCAGCGCGUAGCCGAUCUUGGGCGUACGGGAGCGUCGCACCGGCCUGCCCCCUGCCCUCCCCUCUCCGCGGACCGGGGCUGGGUCUCCUCCUAUUGGCUCCUGGGAGAAACGCCACUGCAACAGGGGUAACCGCCUUUACAGCUGAUCGACUCCGACCAGAAUAAGUUACCUCAUAUGUGUGACGGCGCUGGACUUUAAUUAAAUAUUUAAAGUUGAUAUAAAAAUGCUCAUGGGUUGUUUAGCAAACUUGAAAAAUCUGGGAUGUUUGUUUUCUUACAAAGCUUUGUUUCCGCAGAAUGCUGCGUCUUCGGGGAGGAUGUGUGGAGAUUGGUAGCGUAACCGUACCUUAGUAGGAACCCCAAAUUUGGAUCUAACGGGACCGCGAAGGAAAAGGAACCCUGAAGCGAUGAGUCCGCGAUUCUCAUCGGACGUAUUUACGCGACGGACGGAGCCAAGCGCAGCGAAGCUGAUGCUGCGAUUCGAAAACGGCAUUUUAUUAUACUAAUUAUUAUUAUUAUUAUUUAACCAUUGGGCAAAAUGCUUUAGUGAAAAACAGAGCCAAAGAACGUUAACAGUUUUACUAGCGAUCGCAUCACAGAAAGCUGAAGAAUGCCGAAUGCAACCACACGACCGAAGAGGGUGAGGCGAAGCAGACGGACACCAAGGGAUGAUGCUGCUAGAAACGAGCUGGUAUGGAGGUCCCUGGAAAGUGCUCAGCAAUGUCUUCUCAACCAGGACUAUGGGACUGCGUUUGUCCACUAUCUGCUGGCGCUGAGCCUGGCGCCGGGUCUGAAGGACUACGCGAGGGAGUCCUUCCGGGUGACCCUCUUCAAAUGGACAGAAGAACUGGACUCCCUUGGCCGUGUCCAGGACCUCUUUGACUGUUAUGAACAAGCCCUGGAGCUCUUUCCAGUCGAUGAGGUCAUCGUCAACAGCAUGGGGGAGCACCUGUUCAGAAUGGGCUUCCGGGAUGAGGCGGCUGGCCACUUCCACAAGGCUCUGAAGCUGAGACCGGACUUUGCAGAGGCCAAGGAGAACUUCUACCGGGCGGCCAACUGGCUGGUGGAGCGCUGGCACUUCCUGAUGCUGAAUGACCGGCGGAGGAACCAGAAAUACCGACAGGCCAUCCAGAAGGCAGUGGAGUCCGGCUGCAGCACGGUGCUCGACAUCGGCACCGGCACCGGCAUCCUCGGGAUGUGUGCGAAGCAGGCGGGGGCCGCCAGGGUGUAUGCCUGCGAGCUGUCGAAAACGAUGUACGAGCUGGCGUGCGAGGUGGUCUCCGCCAAUGGCAUGAAUGGGACCAUAAAGAUCCUGCACAAGAAGUCUUUAGAAAUGGAAGUCCCUAAAGACAUCCCUGAAAGGGUCUCGCUGGUGGUGACGGAGACGGUGGAUGCAGGGCUGUUCGGAGAAGGGAUUGUGGAAAGCCUGACCCACGCCUGGAAGCAUCUGCUGUUGCCCCCCCAGAACCCACAGGACCCAUACAGCAGCCCGGCGCUGACUGGUCGGGUCAUCCCCGCAGGCGCCACGGUUUUCGGGAUGGCUCUGGAGUGCCCAGAGAUCCGCAGGCACCACCGGGUGUGUGUGCAGGAGGCAGGGGGGCUGUCCCUGUCUGCGAUGGGAGGCGUCCACAGCCCAGUGAGCUGCUCCCUGGAUGCCGAUGAUACCACGGAGCCGUACACCACCGAACGCCUCAGCCAGGUGCCUGGCGGCUACGCGGCCCUGACCGAGCCCUUCCGGGCGUUGGACGUCGACUUCAACAGCGUGCAGGAGCUGGAGGGCCUGUGCUCCCGCGAGGGCAGCCGCUUCCGCCUGCCGGUCAUUCAGGACGGCAUGCUGGACGCCCUGGCCAUGUGGUUCGAGCUGCACUUGGACAAGGAGACCAGCCUGUCCACGGGGCCGCAGGAGGACACCUGCUGGGAGCAGGCCAUUUACCCCGUGCAGCACCUCUGUGAAUGCUCCCUGAAAGCUGGUGACGAGUUGCUCGUGGAGGUCUCCUGCAAGGAUGCCUACCUGAGGGUUCAUGCCAUUGCCGUGGUGAGGGACGGCCUCGUGACCAGUCUGGAUGACUCAGCGUCGGGUCCCGUCUGUGGCCAGACCCCGAGCACGGAAGCCGAGCUGUGCAGUGCCCUGGCUUCCCUCCAGACCGGCCGGAGUGGGUCCCAACACGCAUGCGUGCUGGAGAGCUCAGAGAUAGCCAUGAUCAAUAACGUGCAGUACCAUGAGAGCUACAGCAGGGCACUGGAGAAGUUACUGCGGGCGCUGAGAGCCAGUCGGGGGCCACAGGGCAGCGAGGGCGCCGAGCCCAACCCCCUCUACGUGCUGGACGUCUCCGAAGGCUUCUCGGUGCUGCCGCUGAUGGCCGGCCGCCAGGCCUCGGUGAAGGCGUACAGCUCCGUGGAGAAGGAGCGUCACCAGACCCUCCUGAGGAGGCUGGCCAAGGAGAACGGGCUGCGGCCAGACUCGCUGGAGUUCUGGCUGUGUCGCGCUGGCGAGGACAACCGGGACGCCGCCUCAGCUGCCGCCAGUGACGCCACCACCGCGCUGCAAAGGCCGUCCACAGAGCAGCUCUGGAGCGCCAUUGUGCUGGACUGCGUGGAGAUCUGCGGCCUCCUCCGACAGAAGCUGAUGGAGAAAGCCACCCUGGCCAGGUGUCUCCUGGAGGAUGGCGGACGGAUCUUUCCGGAACGCAUCGUGAUGUACGGGCAGCUGGUGGAGUCGGAUGCCUUGCUGCAGGAGAGCGCCGUCCAGGGCCGCGAGCCGACACUGGGCUUUGACAUUGCGCCCUUCAUCAACCAGUUCACGGUCCCCGUUCAUGUCUUUUUGGACCUAUCCACUCUCUGCUGCAAGCACCUGAGUGAGCCCACAGAGCUGUUUGUACUCGACCUCAUGAACUCCAGUGCGAACCAUACAAGCCAGGAGGUGAAGGUACGUACCACCUCCGCAGGCAGGCUGACUGCUAUCCCAUUCUGGUACCAGCUCCACCUGGAUGAGGAGAUCAGCAUAAGCACGUUCAGCACGUAUUCCCACUGGAAGCAAGCUGCCGUGGUCCUGCAGCAGCCCGUGGAGGUGAACGCGGGGGAAGUGGUGUGCUUGAGUGUCAAAGUCCGCAAGAACAGCCUGUCCAUCACAGCGAGGAAGGGGGAGGGGCCAACCACAGACCCCAACAGUUAAACUACCGCUUCAGUGUUCAAGGACCAGUACCAGGGCACUGCUAGUAUGUCAAAUGGUGCAAGAAACGUCUCUGAUAAUGUCGGUAAAAUGUUUAAAGUUGCCAAAUGUAUAGUUUGAUAUGUGCGCAUUUCACCAGAGAAAUAAAAUAGUAUAUGGAAGAGA
Molecule: messenger RNA, 6826 nt
Organism: Brienomyrus brachyistius
Lineage: Eukaryota; Metazoa; Chordata; Actinopteri; Osteoglossiformes; Mormyridae
Gene: prmt9
Product: protein arginine methyltransferase 9
Exons: 13
Coding region: 4103-6664 (853 amino acids)
Biological process (GO): peptidyl-arginine methylation
Molecular function (GO): protein-arginine omega-N monomethyltransferase activity; protein binding
Source: RefSeq, a predicted model, not a curated record